Zasmidium cellare ATCC 36951 is the source of this 594-nucleotide messenger RNA. RefSeq lists its product as uncharacterized. The coding region runs from base 1 to 594 and encodes 197 amino acids. The record is from RefSeq and is a predicted model, not a curated record. Gene Ontology annotation, cellular component: Golgi membrane. Gene Ontology annotation, biological process: vesicle-mediated transport; protein secretion. NCBI's taxonomy places the organism in Eukaryota, Fungi, Ascomycota, Dothideomycetes, Mycosphaerellales, Mycosphaerellaceae. The transcript has 3 exons.
AUGGCCGACAUCAAUGCGCCCCCGGGCAGCCUCAACUGGCGGCUCAGCGCCCAUCCCAUUACUCUUGUAACCUUCCUCUCCUUCAGAGCUGCGAGUCUUCUCGUGUACCUUUUUGGCAUGCUCUUCACUAGCAACUACGUCCUCAUCUUCAUCAUCACGAUCAACCUCCUCGCAGCCGACUUCUACUACCUCAAAAACAUCGCAGGAAGACGACUUGUGGGACUAAGAUGGUGGAAUGAAGUGAACCCGCAAAAUGGUGACUCACACUGGGUGUUUGAGAGUGCACCACAGCCGAAUGAGCCAGGUGGAAAGCUUGUGAACUCAACCGACAAGAGGUUCUUCUGGUUGGCAUUAUACGCGCAGCCUGCGCUUUGGGUUGGACUCGCGAUUCUGGCAAUCGUCAGGCUUGAUUUCAAGUGGCUGACGCUUGUUGUGAUCGCACUGGUUCUCACAAUCACCAACACCUUGGCCUUCUCGAGAUGCGACAAGUUCAGCCAGGCAAGCGGUCUAGUCGAGCGCGGGCUCUACUCUGGCUCUUUGGCCAGGAAUGUUGGCGGCGCAUUGGUGUCGCGAAUCUUUAACCGCGGUGGCUAG